AUGAAACUCAAAAGCUCAUGAUCAUGAAACCCUUACACCUCCUAUUAUUGAUCAUUUGGGUUACUAUUACUUUGGGAAAUUUUAGAAAUGAAAAUCCUAGAAAAGUAAUAAAAAUUAUUAAACACGUUGGUUCUUCGUCUUCUUAUUCUUCGAGUUCUUCUGAAGAACGAAGUAAACGUAGGCAUAAAAAUUCACGCCUCACUCACAGUUCACGUUCACGCCCAACUCGUACCUGUCCGAGAGAUUGGAUCACUUUUGAGAGGCCUCAAGGCAGAUGGUGUAUGAAGGCGUUCUACGGAAACAUGUUCCAACCAGAGGCCGAGGCAAAGUGCAACGCAGUCGGAGCAAGACUCUCAGGGCUUCAGAAUGCCAAUGAAAGGAUGACUAUUUCUUAUGUCCUCCGUGGUUUGAUAUACCAGCACGGUGGUGGAAGGUACACAGCAUGGCUCGGCGGAAAAAGAAGAGCUCGCUGCCCAACCGGUACCUCAUGUGCCCGACUGGACAGUAUCGAGUGGACAGAUGGGCAUACGACGGGUACUGCUGGAUUCUCAACUGGCCCUCGGGAACUCGACGGUUAUUAUUUACCACAAUACGGAGGAGUUCAACAAUGUUUGCAUAUGAUUGUCACUCCAUAUUCGAAUACCGAGCUAGGAUUCGCAGACUUUGUUCAUGAAUCAGUGGAUGAUGAGUUUUGUCAAGCAACAUGGGUUAAAGCAUACGUCUGUGGAAAGUUGCCGAGCUAACUUAAAUUAUGUUUUUCUAAAUUAAAGUUUUCCACUGUUAUUGUUUAAAUGGUUAAUAAUAAGUAAAAUUUAGGCGCCAUUGACCGAAAA
Molecule: messenger RNA, 833 nt
Organism: Caenorhabditis elegans
Lineage: Eukaryota; Metazoa; Nematoda; Chromadorea; Rhabditida; Rhabditidae
Gene: clec-109
Product: C-type lectin domain-containing protein
Exons: 4
Coding region: 24-743 (239 amino acids)
Source: RefSeq, marked reviewed